AGGUGAGCGGCGGCCAAUGGGCGAGCGCGGGGCAGGUGCCCGCUAACUCUAGCCUAGCAGCCCGGCGGCCGAGACCUGGUUAAGCAGUUCGGGGAAGACCGGGGCGGGGGUCGGUCCUGGCGGGGUCAAGAGGGAGGGAGCGGGGAACAGCUCUCCGGCCGCAGAGACAGACCGCUGCUUCGCCUAGAUCCCGCUCCAGUGCCCGCGUCUGGAGCUACCUGCUCAGCCGCUGGGGCUGACGCUUCAAGCUGUGCGCUGUGGCCGGACUCCGCGCUCGCUGGCUCGCACGCCCCUCACCGCUCCGCGCCUGGCUCUCCGGCGGGGGCCGAGCGCGGGCGGACGGGCGGGGGAGGUGAGGGGUGCGGGUGUGUGUGCAUGUGCCUGGCUGGGUGCACACCCCGCACGGCGGCGGCGCCUGGACACGGAGGUCUCCUCAGAGCCCGGCUGCCUAGCUCGGCUUCCGCGGCCACGAUCAUGUUCCAGCCCGCAACCAAGCGCGGCUUUACGAUCGAAUCUUUGGUGGCCAAGGACGGCGGGGGCGGCGGGGGCGGCGGCGGGAGCGCGGGCUCCCAUCCCCUGGCGGCGCCUGCCUCAGAGGAGCCGCUCCGGCCCACUGCACUCAACUACCCUCAUCCUGGCGCGGCCGAGGCCGCCUUCGUGAGUGGCUUCCCCGCUGCUGCCGCAGCCGCUGCUGCGGGCGCCGGGCGUUCACUGUACGGUGGGCCCGAGCUCGUGUUCCCCGAGGCCAUGAACCACCCCGCGCUGACCGUGCACCCCGCGCACCAGCUGGGCGCCUCCCCGCUGCAGCCCCCGCACUCUUUCUUCGGCGCUCAGCACCGAGACCCGCUCCACUUCUACCCCUGGGUCCUGCGGAACCGCUUCUUCGGCCACCGCUUCCAGGCGAGCGACGUGCCCCAGGACGGGCUCCUUCUGCACGGCCCCUUCGCGCGCAAACCCAAGCGGAUCCGCACGGCCUUCUCGCCCUCGCAGUUGCUACGGCUGGAGCGCGCCUUCGAGAAGAACCACUACGUUGUGGGCGCCGAGCGCAAACAGCUGGCGGGCAGCCUCAGCCUCUCGGAGACACAGGUGAAAGUGUGGUUCCAGAACCGGAGGACAAAGUACAAGCGGCAGAAGCUGGAGGAGGAGGGGCCUGAGUCUGAGCAGAAGAAGAAGGGAUCCCACCACAUCAACAGGUGGCGCAUUGCCACGAAGCAGGCCAAUGGGGAGGACAUCGAUGUCACCUCCAAUGACUAGGGGCAGCCAGCCAUGAACCCACGAAUGCAGAGUGCUGCUCGCUGCUGGCCAGGCCCCCGGGAAGGCCCAGCUGGACUCUGGCCACUCCCUGGCAGGGCUGCGGGGAGGCCUUGAGUCACAGUCCCACGGGGCUUGGAGCCUGGGACCACCAUAGACAGAAGGACAAGACAUGGGCUGGCUGAGAACUGGGGCUGCUCAGAGAUCCUGUCUGCCUGAGCCUGCCGCCCACCAUCGCAGCUUCCCAGCCGCUCUCCAUUUCCUUUCUCUUACCUCCUUUUUGUUUUGAUGCAUUUCUAAUUUAUUUUCCAGGCGCUCACUGUAGUUCUUAGUGACCCCAUGUGUCUCCCUUCCUUAUGAGAAUAAAGUCUCUCU
Chrysochloris asiatica (Cape golden mole) is the source of this 1626-nucleotide messenger RNA. RefSeq names its product empty spiracles homeobox 1 (gene EMX1). Gene Ontology annotation, molecular function: DNA-binding transcription factor activity, RNA polymerase II-specific; DNA binding. The record is from RefSeq and is a predicted model, not a curated record. The transcript has 3 exons. Gene Ontology annotation, biological process: neuron differentiation; regulation of DNA-templated transcription; central nervous system development. The coding region runs from base 376 to 1254 and encodes 292 amino acids. NCBI's taxonomy places the organism in Eukaryota, Metazoa, Chordata, Mammalia, Afrosoricida, Chrysochloridae.